Molecule: messenger RNA, 2107 nt
Organism: Thalassophryne amazonica
Lineage: Eukaryota; Metazoa; Chordata; Actinopteri; Batrachoidiformes; Batrachoididae
Product: zinc finger protein basonuclin-1
Exons: 8
Coding region: 75-2072 (665 amino acids)
Biological process (GO): regulation of DNA-templated transcription
Cellular component (GO): nucleus
Source: RefSeq, a predicted model, not a curated record
AUUAGAAAGAGGGAUGGUUUAAUUUGACCAGUCAGCUUGAUGUACUGUUUCUGUUCCGACUACAGGAUUAAGAGAUGAGGACGAGUCCUGAUACUGAGCAGCUGAUCAGGUGUACGGCAUCCGACUGCAGCUGCGAAUGCUUCAAACCAGGACGUCGCCAGCUCAGGUCAUGUGACCUCUGUGGUCACAGCUGGGUGGCACACGCUCUUGACAAGCUCCAGGUCCAACCUCCAUCGAGCUGCAGCCCCGUGGAGGUGGCCCUGCCUGGCCUGGUGUUUGACCUAAGCUCCCUGGUCCUGUACGGGGCUCAGGCCAUCCCCAUUCGGCUCAAGAUACUGCUGGACCGACUCUACAGCAUCCUGACUCCAGAACAGGUCAGCCACAUACUACACACGUUGGGCUGGAGUUUGGGGGAUUACGUCCGAGGAUACAUGUUGCAACAUCCUGGUGGGAAAGUGUUGGAAUGCUGGUGGAUGGUGACUUCUGAGGAAGAGUUUCUCAUUCUCAAACAGUUCCUUCGCUUUGGCGAGACCCGGCCCAUUGUUGAGUUGAUGUCUCUGCAGAACCUGGACAACACCAACCACCUUCCUAUAACAGAGCUCAACUCUGGACCAAAGAGCUGCCGCUUAGACAUCAGCCAAUUCAUUGAAUGGAACAGGGGAAUGUUGGGAAUGGUCAGGAAUGCAGGAAGGGAUUCACAUCAAGUGGCCAGCAUCUGUCAGUUUGAGAAGAACAGUCCAGGUGACCACAGCAGCACCACCCAACACUUUGGAAAUUGUCAACGAGGAAUGUCUUUGCUUUUCCCUUUUGACUUCCCAAACUCCCUUUUCCAGUGUUUGGAUUUAGAUUGUCCCAUCAAGGAUCACAUAUCUCCCGCUAAACAAAUGCACCAUCUACAAAAGCACAGUGGGAUCAAAGAUGGUGACAGACGCAGGCAGGAGCCGAAUAAUGGAAAACCGGCUUUUAAAAUCAAGCCCGACCCUGAUGAGCCAAACCCAGGCCAGACACUGUGGCAGCACAACCACCAACUCCACAAUAGCCAAGGCUUUUCUCCUCAAAGGAUGACCAAAGAGGAGACCUCAUCAUCACUGUUUCCUUCCCUGAAUGCCACACUUCUCCUCCCUUCUACUGCUCUUAAUCCUUCUCCUCCCAGUGCAUCCCAGAUGUCCCUCGCCACCUCCAGCUCCUCCUAUCCCCUUCCAUCCUUCUCCUCCUCCUUCCUUUGUCCUCUUUCCACCACUUCCUCUCCAUCUGCACAAUACCCUCUCUCUUCCUCCUCCUCUCCCUCAGUCCAUCGUCUCCCGUCUUCCAUCUGCUCUCUCCCCUCUCCCGCAGGAGGUCGGAAGGGGAGGGUCUGUUGCGGGGUUUGCGGGAAAAGCUUCUACGACAAAGGAACACUGAAAAUCCACUACAAUGCCGUUCACCUGAAGAUCAAACACCGCUGCACAGUGGCCGGCUGCACCAUGGUGUUCAGCUCGCUGCGCAGCCGAAACCGACACAGUGCCAACCCAAACCCGCGGCUGCACACUGGCACCAGCAAAGAUGCACACACUUACAAACAGGCACACAGACACACACAUGUGGAAGAUGACAUCACAAUCACACGGCAUCGGUGUCACUGUGGCGACAGCCAUUUAAGUCAUCAUGCAAACCUUCAAUAUGUCUGCCAGCAUGAGAUGUGGUCUCCCUCAUCUCCCCGUGGCCCCCUGAACUCUCCAGUGCAAGACUCCACCCACACUUCUGGCCUACAACACCAAGCCCCACCUUCUCCACUGUUGUCGGAAAUUGGCGCAAACUUCUCUCAGGACGAAACUGAAUGCAGGCUUCGCACCAAUAAAACACCACCUGGCCCCGCGUCCAUCACCUUAGCAACCCACAUCAGCCUGUCCGAGUCUUCCAGUCCCUCUGAUUAUUUUGUCAUAGAAGAAAAACUAGAGGAAGCUCAUGGUAGCAACCCGCUAACCAACCAGCAGCCCCGAUGUGAGUCAGGUGACACCGUGUUGAAGAAGAAGCCCAGGAAGUCCAGCAUGCCAGUCAAAAUAGACAGACAAAACAUGGAGGUGGAGUCAUGAAGAAAGUACAUGUUGUCCACAGUUACUUUAAGGAA